Molecule: messenger RNA, 912 nt
Organism: Spodoptera littoralis (African cotton leafworm)
Lineage: Eukaryota; Metazoa; Arthropoda; Insecta; Lepidoptera; Noctuidae
Source: the annotation of a GenBank genome assembly
AUGGAGCCAAGAUUAAGAGCUACUAUGGAACAAUUUUUGGCUCUUAUAGACUUUAUGGAAAGGUACGGGGAUCUAUCAAAACCUGCGCCAGGGCUUAUAGGACGAAAUAAUUGUGAGUUGUUGUGGAUGCAAUUAACAAAAAUAUUAAAUUCUAUUCCUGGUGGUGUUCAGAAACCAUUAGAUAAAUGGAAAAAAGUAUGGGCCGACUGGAAAACGAAAACAAAAAAAAAAUAUAUAAACAAAUGUGAUGGUUUAGGUCGUUUUGUUAAAAUAACUGCGUUAGAGGAAAGAGUGGUGGCAGUCAUGGGAGUAACUAAAAAAUUUGAUCAAAUUGUCACUCAAGAGCAAGACUACAAGAUUGGGAGUGCUACUGAACAGUCACCGGGACCUAGUAAUACUGAUGAUAUUGUGCUGGAGAACCACAGCAACCAGAAUAUUGUGACACCUGACAUAUAUUUGAUACAGUCGCCGCAAGUAAAGGAAGAAACAAUACUGGUUACACCGGCAUCACUCCCGUCACUGUCACCAACACCAUCCCAAAACCAUAAUUUUAUAGAGGAAAAUAACAAACAGCCUGUAUCAUCUCAAUUCUCGACAACUUCACGACGAGCUUCAGUUAUGCGAAGGAAUAGAAGACUCCAUACACCUUUUGAACGGGUGGCAGAACAAUUUGCAGUCAUUGAGCGAAGGCGACUUAUGUAUGAAGAGGAGAGAGAUAAGCGACUUCAUGAGAGAGAGAUGGAAAGGAUAAAACUGGAAGCUGAGAGAUUAAGAUUAGAAACAGAGAGGCUGGAGGUUACUCGCCAACAAACCUCCUUGUUGCAUCAGUUAAGCCAUCUCGGUCAACGUCUGAUUGAAGUAAUGACAGAGCAGCAAACUGCUAGUCUACUGUCAACUGACCCUGAGAGGUAG